Messenger RNA from Staurois parvus, 279 nucleotides. NCBI's taxonomy places the organism in Eukaryota, Metazoa, Chordata, Amphibia, Anura, Ranidae. The record is from the annotation of a GenBank genome assembly.
GGGAGAGCGGAUAUAGUGAAUGCAGGGUCCGGGGAGAGCGGAUAUAGUGAAUGCGUGGUCCGGGGAGAGCGGAUAUAGUGAAUGCAGGGUCUGGGGAGACCAGAUAUACGAAUGCGGGGUCCGGGGAGAGCGAAUAUAGUGAAUGCGGGGUCCGGGGAGAGCGGAUAUAGUGAAUGCGGGGUCCGGGGAGAGCGGAUAUAGUGAAUGCGGGGUCCGGGGAGAGCGGAUGUAGUGAAUGCGGGGUCCGGGGAGAGCGGAUAUAGUGAAUGCCGGGUCCGG